Agrilus planipennis (emerald ash borer) is the source of this 1867-nucleotide messenger RNA. RefSeq names its product trimethylguanosine synthase (gene Tgs1). Gene Ontology annotation, biological process: 7-methylguanosine RNA capping; 7-methylguanosine cap hypermethylation. NCBI's taxonomy places the organism in Eukaryota, Metazoa, Arthropoda, Insecta, Coleoptera, Buprestidae. Gene Ontology annotation, molecular function: RNA cap trimethylguanosine synthase activity. The record is from RefSeq and is a predicted model, not a curated record. Gene Ontology annotation, cellular component: nucleus. Bases 228 to 1634 code for a protein of 468 amino acids. The transcript has 8 exons.
AACAUCACUUUCAAAAUUCAGAAAGCGUUAUUAAUACAUCAUCAGAUAUAAAAUUCGAAAAAGAAUUGAGUUUUGACGAUCACUGGACUCAUUUGUGGGAUAGUCAUUGUGAAGAAGAAUAUUUUUACCAAUAUAAUCAGUUUCUUUUAAAAAGAUUCAGCUUUUCUAACUCAAAAGACGAAACUAAUUAUUGUGAAGAUUAUCAAAUAAAUGAUAGUAAUGCAGAAAUGAAUUCACUCCAGAAUCUUUGUAAGAAAAUUAUUCUUAAAAGUACAGUUGUUGACAAAACAACAGACACAAAGGAGAGUAUUGAUGAAAGUUGUGGUAAAUUAAAUAUUAACGACAAUAAAGAAAACAGUAACUGUGAAAUGACUGAAGAUGGUGACGAUGAAACGCAUAAUGACGAUUUUCAACAAAUGAUGUCUCUUAAUUUGCCAAUAUCUUUCGGAAAUUCACGCACUAAUAAAAAAUAUAAUGACACUUCCUGUUCUAAUGCAAAUGUUUCACAGAUAAAAAAUGAUUCUAUAAAAGCUGCAUUUGAAUUAUUAUGCGUCAAAUUUAACGAAACGAAAGGAGUGAAAACAUUUACUGGCAACGUAAAUUACAAAGUAAAGCACAUUAGACGUCAAAAUCGAAAACUGAAGAUACAUCCUCAAGUUUCUGACCAAACAAAAAUUACACCAAAACACGUAUUUUUUAAUGACGAGGGAGAGAUCAGCGAAACAAAACCGUCCUCUUCAAACAUCUUAAAUGACUGUAAAGAUUUAACUGAGGAAUUGUCAUUGGAAGUUGUGAAAGAUAACGGAAAAUGCAUAGAUGAUAAGUAUGAUGAAGGAAAUGCCAUGUCAACUUCAAACACUGGAAGUGACUAUGAAGAUAAUGAGUAUUUCCCCGAAAAUAAUUUAUUACAGGAUGUAGAAGAACAAGAGAAGUACGCUUACAAAAAAUGCUACCCGAAGAAAAAAAUUAGAAAGAGAAAAGCGAAUCUUCCAAUAGAAAUAAAAAAUAAUGAAAAAUUAAGAAAAUACUGGGGAAGACGAUUUUCUCUAUUUAGCAAAUUUGAUUUAGGUGUUAAAUUAGACGAAGAGAGUUGGUUUUCAGUAACCCCGGAAAAAAUAGCUAAAAAUACAGCACAAAGAUGUCAUUGUGAUGUAAUUAUAGAUGCCUUUUGUGGUGCUGGCGGAAAUUCUAUUCAAUUCGCCUUGACAUGCAAUAAAGUUAUUGCAAUUGACAUAGACCCCAAAAAAAUUCAAUUAGCUCGAAAUAAUGCAGAAGUUUACAAUGUCGCAGACCGCAUAGAGUUCGUUAUAGGUGACUUUUUCCAUUUAGCUGAUAAACUCAAAGGUGAUGUGGUGUUUUUAAGUCCUCCUUGGGGAGGUCCUUCUUAUUUGAAUUUACCUGAUUAUGAUUUGGAAAAAUUUUUACAACCAAAGCCCUUAUCAGAAGUUUUGGAGACGGCCAGAAAGAUUACUGAAAACGUUGCAUUAUUUUUGCCAAGAAACAGUAACAUAUUUCCGCUCCUAGUUUUGUCAGGAGAAGGAAAAAGUGUGGAAAUAGAACAAAAUUUUCUCAAUGACCGAUUAAUAGCCCUAACUGCAUACUAUGGGAGACUCAUCAAAACAUCUGUUUCAUGAAAAAAAAAACUUUACUUUUAAGGACAAACGUCUCCAGCCAACCCUCACCUUAAGUAAUCAAAUAAAAGUGUAUUUUAAUAAUUUUAUAAUGACAAAGUACCUAGUUUUCUGUUCUACUAUCUAUGUUUUUAAUGAUUACUACCAGAUAAGUUUACAUUAGUUUGUAAUAAAAUUGAAAAUAUACAUGUUGUAGGUAUUUUAAAUGUAUUUCAAAAUAUGUGCUGAAUAAAUAA